AUGUUUAAAGAUCUUGACCUUGCUGCUGCUAAUCAAGUUUGGCGUAUCAAAAUUCGUGUUAUCAAGAUAUGGUCUAUUAUCAUAGGUGAAGAAAAGUUUAGGAGGCCCAACUUGGAACUGGUUGUUAUGGAUGAAUUAGGUCAUCGAAUACAGUGUUCUGAUAGGAAUUCUCUGAGGAGAUUCUUUGAACAGGAUUUAAUUGAGGGUAAGGUGUAUUCUAUUGCUAAUUUCUCACUUGAACCUAAUAAUCAGAAGUACAAGCCAACAACCCAUGCUCUUCAUGUUUUCUUCAAGAGGGAAACUCAAUGUCGUUCAUUAGAGGAUAUUAACUUCCCUAACAAUGUUUUUCACUUUGUCCCAAAUGAAAUGAUACUUAAUCAUGAUAAUCACCACUCUCACUUGAUAGAUGUCAUUGGAUUGUUAACCGGAAAGGGUGAUAUAAUAGAGUUCACAAAGAAUGGAAAGAAGUCUAUAUACAUGGUGAUUGAGCUUGAUGAUAUGAAAUCUAAGGGUAAAAUAAGGUGUACUUUGUGGGAGGAUUUUGCUAAUAAACUGGUGAAACACAUGGAGGAACAGCCUUCUACUGAAUUUAUAAUCAUCCUGCAGUUUGCCAAGUUUGACAUGUUCAAGGGAACUAUGGGGAUAUCUAAUAAAAACUAUAACUCUACCUUAUACAUUAAUGCUGACCUUCAAGAGGUUAAGGAAUUUAGACAGAAAUUUAUUAUGGGAAAUGACAAGGCUUCUAACAAGCUUUCUCAAAUUGCAUCUGAUGUUUCAAUGUCACUUGAGCAAGAUCUUAUUAGCCAUACCCCAUACAAGCCCAUUUCUGAACUUAAGGAAUCCACUGAGGGUGGAAUAUUUGUUACUAUUGGAACAGUCAUGUCCAUUGAUACUAGAUUCGGUUGGUGUUACUGUAUUCACCUCAGAGUAUCUGAUGAAAUGGAUUCUGCCUCAUUUAUUAUUUAUGAUAAGGAAGCCUCCAAGUUUCUUGAAAUUUCUGCUUCUGAGCUUCGAUUGAAACAGAUAGCAAAAGGUUACAACAAGGAUGAAUUUUCCUCUGAGAUAAACUCAUUUAGAGGUAAGAAGUUCCUAUUCAAGGUUUCUGUCAAGCUCGAUGAUAUCAAUGCUUUCCAGCCUUGCAAGAUAACUAUUUUGAAGUUGACUGAAGAUCCAACUAUCCUGAAUUUGUUUGCUGCCAAGUACAAGCUAUCUGAUCCGAACAUCCCCAUUGAAAACUCUGAGCUCCAGAGCUUACAUACAGAUUCUACUGAUAAUGCUAAGGAGAUCAGUUCUCAGUCAUGUAAAAUUAUUUCUCUUGACGUUAAUGAUGACUUUGUUACUCCCAAGAGAGGUAUUAUAGCUGGUGUAAUGGCAAAAAAAUUGGUGGAUGUUUUUCCAGAGAUUGCCACUACUUCCACUUCCAAAUGUAGAAAGCUCUCUCAUGAUUCUGACUACAGCUCUAUCAAAAAGCAUGCUGACUAA
Molecule: messenger RNA, 1482 nt
Organism: Arachis stenosperma
Lineage: Eukaryota; Viridiplantae; Streptophyta; Magnoliopsida; Fabales; Fabaceae
Exons: 11
Coding region: 1-1482 (493 amino acids)
Source: RefSeq, a predicted model, not a curated record